This is a messenger RNA of Sphaeramia orbicularis (orbiculate cardinalfish), 7655 nucleotides long. RefSeq names its product formin homology 2 domain containing 3b (gene fhod3b). Gene Ontology annotation, cellular component: cytoplasm; cytoskeleton. Gene Ontology annotation, biological process: cardiac myofibril assembly; sarcomere organization; cortical actin cytoskeleton organization. Bases 338 to 5305 code for a protein of 1655 amino acids. Gene Ontology annotation, molecular function: actin filament binding. The record is from RefSeq and is a predicted model, not a curated record. NCBI's taxonomy places the organism in Eukaryota, Metazoa, Chordata, Actinopteri, Kurtiformes, Apogonidae. The transcript is spliced from 28 exons.
UCUCUCACAGACCAGGCGCCAAGUGUUGCAGUCCCGUCCGCAGCCUCAGUCUCAGUCUCCCCCGGCGCCUCAACCGCCCGCAAUGCCCUUGGACACCGCUGCCCUGCUCGGUCUCAGCCCGCUCUGAGCAGCCGGAUCUGUACUGGUGGACUGUUGUGUACCCUGUCCGGAGUCCUCUGCACUGCGUGAAGCGAAUGGAGAAGGUCCAAGGAUAACAGAGGGUGCAGGAUUGUGCUAGUGCAGAAGACCUGCCGGUAGUCUGCGCGUCUGUCACAGAAGCUUUGGUGUCGCAUCCACUAUUUUGAUCAUCUCCAAAAGCGUCUUGCAUGGAUACAUCAUGGCUACGUUUGUAUGCAGGGUACAGUUCUUAGAUGAUACUGAUCCGUUUAACAGCACCAAUUUCCCAGAGCCCACCAGACCACCUCUGUACACUUUCAGGGAAGAUAUUCCACUAAUAAAUCAGAUUGCUGGAGUCCACAGGCUGCUGAAAGCUCCACAGAAGGCUGAUGACUGUGCACUGCAGUUGUCCCAUAAUGGUGGUUACCUGGACUUGGAGUCGACCCUGGCAGAGCAGAAAGAUGAACUGGAGGGAUUUCAAGAGGAUGGAGGACGAGGAAAGAAACACAGUAUAAUUCUUCGGACACAGCUAUCUGUCAGAGUCCAUGCCUGCAUCGAAAAACUCUACAACUCAACUGGGCGAGAGCUACGAAGAGCACUCUUUUCCCUCAAGCAGAUUUUUCAGGAUGACAAGGACCUGGUGCAUGAAUUUGUGGUGGCUGAAGGACUGACAUGUUUGAUAAAAGUGGGAGCUGAAGCCGACCAGAACUAUCAGAAUUACAUCCUCAGGGCUCUUGGACAGAUAAUGCUGUACGUGGAUGGGAUGAACGGCCUCAUAUCUCACAAUGAAACAGUCCAGUGGCUUUAUACGCUUGUCGGCUCCAAGUUCCGUCUGGUGGUGAAGACCGCUCUAAAGCUGCUGCUGGUGUUUGUGGAGUACACAGAGUCCAACGCUGCCCUGCUUAUAAAGGCUGUGAAUGGCGUCGAUGUCAAAAGAGGCACAAAGUUGUGGUCGAAUGUGAUGGAGAUCCUGGACGAGAAGGAUGGAGUGGAUACAGAGCUGCUGGUUUAUGCAAUGACACUCAUCAAUAAGACUCUGGCAGGCCUCCCAGACCAGGACUCCUACUAUGACAUGGUGGAUUGUCUGGAGGAGCAGGGCAUUGAAGCUAUGGCCCAAAGACACGUGGGCAGGAAAGGCACAGACCUCGACCUGGUAGAGCAGUUCAACAUCUAUGAGACGACGCUGCGGCACGAGGACGGUGAUGAUGAAACACAGUUGCCUCCCAGCGGCCGAAAGGACCGCAGACGGGCCAGUGUCGGAGGCACCAAUGAGCGACGGGGUCUGGAGAGAAGACGCAGUCGUAGACAUUCGCUCCAGAAUAGCCGAGGUCACGCUUCUGCCCCGGCAUCACCCAGCAGCCCUCACACUCACACCAGUAGUUUCCUGCCUUUUGGAGGCCAGCGUGUGGAAGACAUCAGUGAAAGAGAAGAGGAAGAGGAAGAAGAAGAAGAUGAUGAGGAGGAGGAGGAGGAGGAGGAGGAGGAAGAGGAUGAGGAGGCAGAUGAUGAAAGUCAUCCAGUCACUGAGUCCUGUAGUCAGGGUGCUAACAGUGCGGCUCCAGCUGUAGCAGCCUCCUCUAACAUGUGUAUGAACUUAAAGUGUAUGGCCAACAUCCUCCCUAAAGCCAGUGACCCUGAAGGCCAGAGAGAAUAUCUCGGUUUCAAGACCAGGACCUCCUCUCCUGUGUCCGCCGCACCUAAACAGAGGAACUAUAGUCUUUGUCUGACAGAAGCAUCUCAUACAAACAACUCCCAUACUUCUUACACAGCUAGAAAGCCCUGCUGGGCUGAAAGAAUUAGUGCAAAUGGCACUCCAUACCCUGGCAGGCACCAGUCUCCUGCAUCACCUAUCCAUCGCUUCACUAGUUCUGCAGCCUCCACAUCAGACUCCAAACCAGACAGACCUGCACUAGGAGGUUUGCUUACUUCAUCGUACAGACAGCACCAAGAGUCUCUGGCAGCAGAGAGAGAGAGGAGACGCCAAGACAGAGAGGAACGUCUGCAGAGAAUUGAAAGGGAUGAGAGAAACCGCUUCAAUCGAGAUUACGUUGACAAGAGGGAAGAAGCGCGACAAGCCAGAGAAGAAAGGUACAAGGCUGUGGAGAGGCUCGCUGCAGAGGAGUUCGAGCGAGAGCACCCCCGGGUGCCUGUAAGAGGACGGACAGAGAUCACUUUGUGUUUGAGUUCCAACCCUGCCAGCCGCUCAGCGUCUCGCUGUGCCACGCCUUCAUCCAUCAUUUCACAGGAAGACGCAGCCCCCACGACAUGGCAGACAUCGGGAACAGAACACGUCUCGGAGCCAAACCUUGACCCACAGACCAGAACCAGGAUUCCAGCCCCAGAGUUAAUAGUAUCCCAGCCGUCCCCCAUACCUCCUCCCGAGCCAGACAAGCAGCAGACAGAGACCAAGUUGCCUGUAGAGACAGAGGAUGUCAUCAAGACUCAAAGUGAGAAGACUGUAGUGACGGAGCUGAUGCCAGAUGAACAGACAGGUGGAGAGAAAGAAGAAGAAAAGAAGGAGCUGGAGGACCAGAAACAGUGUGUGAAUGAAGCAGAGGUAAAAGACGAGGUAGAGGAAGUGGACGUAGUGGAUGUAGUGGAAGUGACAGAGACAGACGUGGACGUGGAUGUUGAGCUGGAGGAGGAGUCUGAGAAGGAGCAGCCGAUGGAAAGGGAGGUGGAGGAUGGUGUGCUGCUGAGUGAGAAGGAGAGGCAGAAUGAGGAAGUGAAUGAAAAGGACAACUGCUCAGCAUCCAGCAUCUCCUCAACAAGUAGCACUCUGGAGAGGGAGGAGCGAGAGGAGAAACUGAGCCAUGACAUAGAAGCAGGCCAGCUGAUGCAGUGCAUUAAGGAUGCAGAUGUGAACGACCAAUGCAAUAAAAUACUCAACAGUAAGCGCUUCAUGCUGGACAUGCUUUAUGCUCAGAAGACAAUAAACAAAGAUGAAGUAAACAUCGAAGAAACUGAGAAAGACAAAUGUAAAGGUGAGAAGGAAACAGAGGUCGGCGACUCAUCGGUGGCGAGUCUGGCCAGCAGGAUCUCCACGUUAGAGGCUCACAGACAGGCCAGAGAGGAAAAUGUGAAGAAGAUGGAGGUGGGGCACCUGGACAACCAGGGCAGCGUCCGGGCAGUGGCCGAGAAAUUUGGAGAUCUGGUUAAAGGUCUGACGUCUCCUCCUGAAGCAGAGAGCUUAAAAGAACAGCAGCAGACUGACAAAUCAUCAUCCGCCGUCUCAUCAGCGUUACCUCCGAAGAAGGAGUCAGACCACAUCUGGGACCAGCUGAUGGCCGCACCCAGAGAGUUACGGAUCAAAGAGAUGGACUUUACAGACCUGAGGGACGAGGACGACUUGGACAUUUUAGAUAUGGACAAUAUGAUGGGCUCAGGUGACCUCAUACCACCGCCCCCGCCUCUGCAGUGCAACGCUGCGCUGCCACCACCCCCACCCUUGUUUGGGUGCCCCCCGCCUCCUCCUAUCUUUGGCAAAAUGAUGCCCCCGCCCCCACCGUUCAUGGCCCCCAUCCCUCCGCCCUCCCCUCAGCUGAGUCGAGGGGACGCACCUCUCUUCCAGAAGAAGAAGAAGACUAUCCGUCUUUUCUGGAAUGAGGUUCGUCCAGUGGACUGGCAAUGUAAGAGCCAUAAAUUCUGUAAGGAGUCCCUGUGGUCCAAACUGGAGCCGAUUAAACUGGACACAUCCAAGCUGGAGCAGCUGUUUGAGUCCAAAUCCAAGGAGCUGCCUGUUACAAAGAAAGCAGCCGUUGACGGAAAACGACAAGAAAUCAUAGUCCUGGACUCAAAACGAAGCAAUGCUAUUAACAUUGGAUUGACAGUUUUACCUCCUCCCCGAACCAUCAAGACUGCUAUCCUCAACUUUGACGAGUACGCACUGAACAAGGAAGGCAUUGAGAAAAUCCUGACCAUGAUCCCCACAGAGGAGGAGAAGCAGAGGAUCCAGGAGGCUCAGCUGGUCAACCCUGAUAUUCCCCUGGGGAGCGCAGAACAGUUCCUCCUCACCCUCUCGUCCAUCACGGAGCUGUCUGCCCGUCUGCAGCUCUGGGCAUUCAAGAUGGACUAUGAGAUCAUCGAGAAGGAAGUGGCUGAGCCUCUUCAAGAUCUGAAAGAAGGGAUGGACCAGUUGGAGAAAAACAAGACGCUGCGUUACAUCUUGACAACACUGUUGGCCAUCGGCAACUUCCUCAACGGUACUAAUGCGAAGGGUUUUGAGCUGAAUUACUUGGAGAAAGUUCCAGAGGUGAAGGACACGGUUCAUAAACAGUCUCUGCUGCAUCACGCCUGUGCUAUCGUGGUUGAGAAGUUUCCCGACAGCACUGACCUCUACUCUGAGAUUGGAGCGAUCACCCGCCUCACCAAGGUGGACUUCGAUCAGCUUCAAGACAAUCUGGCCCAGAUGGAGCGAAGGUGCAAAGCAUCAUGGGAUCACCUCAAGGUCAUUGCAAAACAUGAGAUGAAACCAGCGCUGAAGCAAAAAAUGUCAGACUUUCUGAAAGACUGUGCAGAGAGAAUCAUUAUUCUGAAGAUUGUACAUCGAAGGAUAAUCAACAGGUUUCAUGCCUUUCUGCUCUUCCUGGGCCAUCCGGUGUAUGGCGUACGUGAAGUCAGCAUUCAUCGCUUUAGCAAAAUCCUGAGUGAAUUUGCCCUGGAGUAUCGCACGACGAGGGAGCGCGUGUUACAGCAGAAACAGAAGAGGGCCAACCACCGAGAGAGGAACAAGACCAGGGGAAAAAUGAUAACAGAUAGUGGUAAAUUUGGUGGAGGUCCGUCGGAUGCACAGGAGAUCCAGCCUCAGGGUAUCCAGUACGCUGAAGACGCUGCUGAACACGAGAACAUGAAGGCUAUACUGAAGACCAGCCUGCAAAGUGGGGACAGUUCCACGUCCACAGUGCCGGGCCUCCGGACACGAACCAGAGCCGGCGGCGUACGAGGGCGUGUUCCGCCGUGGUGCACCACCAACGACGACCCGGUGAACUGCACGGACGACACCGCCGAUGAGAUCAUGGAGAGAAUCGUUCGGUCGGCCACUCAGGGGCCCGGCCCGCGGACGCAGCCUCGAGAGAGGAGACGCUCCCGAGCCAACCGCAAAUCAUUGAGGAGGACGUUGAAGAGCGGUUUGACGACGGAGGAGGCCAACGCUCUAGGCUUGUCCAGCGGGUCAGAGAUGCAGGUUUGAUCUGGAUCUGGACAUGAAGACGUGUGAUGGCCCUUUCACUGCCCCCAUCCAACCUGUUCCAGCUUUGGCACCGAAUGACCCCAGCUUUGACGAGUUGAUCUCAUCUCUCAUGCGUAAUGUUUACACAGGCUCGACAUUAAAUGCGAAUCCGAAAGACUGGAAGAGACGGGCAAAGAGCAGAAAACAGAGCACCGCCUUUAAACCACUAAGCUUUGCUAUUGCUGGAUAAACAUCAACCUGCACUCACAUAGCUUUCUUUCAAUCAUCCUUUGAACGUGACAUGGCAGGAAAACGUGCUGAGGUGUGUUUUUCAAGGCCAGGGGCAUCCGAACGGUUGCAUCCGCCUCGACUGGAACGUACGCAGCCUGGUCCCGGGUUCAGUCAUCCCUGCAGUUUUAGGGACAAAUCAAGACGUGUUCAUCUAUUGAAUAGAUGCUUUGGGCGGAGGAGUUUUCUGUUAUGUACUACUGUGGUAGUUUUGUGUUUCUAUUCAUUUUGCUCAAGAAGGUGCUCACAUAAGGAACAAGUGCACUGGAUAUAAACAUUGGGUAUCAAUGGAAUGUGAAAUCCUUGACACUGAUAAACCACUUUGACAUCUAAAUCAGUUUAACCAGCAAUUCAAAAGUAGCACAGUUUUUCAUGACGUCUGAUCUGAUCGAAGUGCACAGAUUCAGAGCAGGCGUUGGUGCAAGGAAUUUAGAAAACAGACGUAUUUAAAGAAUAAAGGAUGGUCACUGCAUCAUGAUCAGACUAAUACUCAUCAUGCAAACGUUUUCAGCUGAAGCAAAUGUAGACAUGUAGCAUUACGUGACCUAAUCUCACUGAUGCAGAUCGGACUCAGCGUUUUAAUUAGUCGGAGACAGCAGGCACAACGUUACAGACGAGCAAUCUUCACAAAGUUAUUUUUUAGAAACUAUGAGCUGCACAUUUCAGAGUGCCUUUUAGAGACAGUUAUUUAUUAAGAUGUUUUCAGGGACAUAUAAUCAAGAAAAUGUUACUACAACAGAUGUGCAGUCUGCCAGGGCUGAGGAUAAUACUGCAAUGUGCAUCAUUCACGAGCUGUGAUUUUAUUUUUAACCAGUGUUUUUAAAACUUGUCCUGAUGACAUUUCUGUUUCCUCUUCUGUUUUUAUCAUGUUAUGUCUUGGAUCAAAAUAGUUUAUAAAGAUAGCUUUAACGUAUUUAUGACAACUCAAGAGUCUGGGUAUGCACAUUAGCUCUAUCCUGUUGCCUUACUGUAGAAUAUGGACAUGCGUUGUUUCACUCAUGGUAAAAAUGUACCAGUUUAAAAUAGGUCAGGCCAAAUUAAUGUGCAGUUUAACUGGCAUCACUGGAGAUCCUGUCAUUUCAAGGACAUAUAUAGUAUUCCUUCUUUCUUCAACUUUGAAUGUGAACAUCAGGGGUUACAUGAUUAUUAGUAACACGGACGCACAUAAAAUCUCCAUCAUUUACCCGUUUUUAAACCAAUUAAGCAGUGAAGUGAAAAAGCGGCGCCCACAGUUGAACUUUUGAUAAUAUAGGUCUUGUUUUUUAAAACUGUUCUUGAGCUCAUUUUGCCAUAAUCUGGAAUGGCCUUGGCUAAAUUACAAAAUGUGAUGAAAACAAGGAGCACUAUGAGGCUAUGUACAAAACCACACCAGCAGUUCAUGUCUUUUUUUUUUCCCUGUUUUUAAUUUACUGAAAAUUACUCAGCACCUUAGAGUCAAUGUGUAGCAUGCAAGUUUUAGCCGAAUAAAAGUAGAACUGAAGUUUUUGUUUUUUUUUUUUUUGGGGAGGGGGGAGAAAAGCCUGUGGUCUGUUCCCUAGAUUGUACUUUUGUCAAAAACAAGACAGAAUAGAUGUGUAAAGUAAUAGGGGAAUGCUGUAAAAUGAUGUACAUGUCACUUCAAUGUCUAUAUGUUUUGGGGGUUUUUUUGCGCCAUGUGUAGAAUAGUGUAUUAUAUACUUAAAAGCAGUAUUAUUCUAAACCUAAUUUAAGCACGGUUUGAUGAGGAAUCACUUCGGCUUGAAUCAGAGGGAGGUUCGGUUUGAUAGUGAAAACUGUGGGGUUUGUGUGUGUUAUUAAACUUUUUUCUUCGCAGACUGUCAAGUGAUGAAGUGUGGGAAAAAAAGGAAAACAUGCAGCAAUCAAUUUUACCAACUAGUCCUGUGGAAUCCCCGUUGAAGCCUUGAAUCUCAUUGCACUCGACGUUUUAUUUUAAUUUAACGUUAGCCUUUGACACGCAUCGCUGCCUGUGCCAUAAGAUCACUGUGGAACUUGGGACACAAGCGCUGCUCGACCGAGGCUUUCAUUGCGUCUACGCCCACCGCAAAAACUAUGUAACGACUACAAUAAAAAGGCUCAUAUGAUU